Athalia rosae (coleseed sawfly) is the source of this 1600-nucleotide messenger RNA. Its product is annotated as skin secretory protein xP2-like. Bases 127 to 1341 code for a protein of 404 amino acids. The transcript has 3 exons. The record is from RefSeq and is a predicted model, not a curated record. Lineage: Eukaryota; Metazoa; Arthropoda; Insecta; Hymenoptera; Athaliidae.
GUAUAAAAUGUGCAUUCUCGGUAACGGAGUACGUCAGUUAGAAGACGACGCAUCUCACGCAAACAGCCAACCUUCGGGAAAAUAAAUAUCUUCCGAUAAGACAACCUAGAACUGCAAGGAUUCGUGAUGUUGACGAAGCAGUAUCCGACAUUUCAUCUGUGGAUAACAACCGCGGUAGUUUUCGUCGUUCAAUCGCGGGGAUACGCGUUGAAUUCUCACUCGUUGAAAUGGGUUGAAGAAGUGGGACGAACACCGCUUGGUUUCGGCUACGAAAUAAGGCACUUUCGCAUAUUGGAAGACAGAAAUGAUGUUGACAGAGAUGAUUUUGGCCAGGAGGCAUACGUUUACGGUGGAAACCAACGCGUUAGUCACGUGACGUCGGACAGUCUGAGCUACGGUGGUCACGAUCAAGAAUCGUCCUCGAAUGGCGGUGAGCAUCUCGAAGGUAAUCAACAGACCGAUAACGAGGAUCCUCAACAUUUCGAAGGACGCGAACCCGACCAGCAUAUCCAUGAAGAUGAUCACCGAACAAUAACGAUAGUCAAAAAAGUGGUGGUUCCUUAUCCGGUGGAAAAGACUAUUCAUUAUCCAGUGAUAAAGAAAGUAAUGUAUCCCGUAAAAGUGCCGAUCCCUCAGCCCUACGCGGUGGAAAAAGAAGUCCCGUUUCCAGUCAAGGUCUAUGUCAAGGUUCCCGUUAAAAUACCGAAGCCCGUACCAGUUUACAAAGAAGUACCGUACCCCGUUAAAGUACCGGUGGAGAGACCGAUCCCCUAUAAAGUUUACAUACCGCAGCCUUAUCCGGUGGAAAAAAAAAUUUUUUACAAAGUAGAGGUACCGGUUCCCGAACCCUUUCCAAUCGACAGGAAAAUUCCCGUUCCCGUCAAAGUUCCGGAACGCGUGGCGCAGCCAUAUCCGGUUGAAAAGAUUGUUCGUUAUCCGGUGGAAGUAAAAGUGGACAAACCAGUUGCGGUUCACGUUCCAAAACCGUUCCCGGUUGCUAUCGAUAAGCCCGUUCCUUAUCCAGUCGAAAAGCCGGUACCGUAUCCAGUUAAGGUUCACGUGGACAGACCGGUUCCUGUAUCGAUAGAAAAACCUGUUCCGGUGAAGGUGAAGAUCCCGGUACCUGCACCUUAUCCGGUGGAAAAGGAGGUUCCUUAUCCUGUCGAAAAACCCGUUCCAUAUCAAAUCAAAAUUCCGGUCGAUAGGCCGAUACUUGUUCAUCUGGAUAAACCGGUUGAGUAUUCGGUCAUUAAACAUGUUCCUUAUACCGUCGAAGUACCCGUUCCAGUACCGAUCCACGAACAUUAUCAUCAUCCCGACACUGAACAUCAUCAAGAUUGAUUGACGGCAGAGUCGAUACUUUGUAAAUCCUGUUGUAUUUUGAACAGCUGAUUGCCAAAGACUACUCGAUACUUGUGAUUGAUUUUCUCAUGUUGUUUCUAAUCGACUUUAGGGUAUCAAUUCUAGAGUCUAAUGAAUCGUACACGUAAACUAUUAGGGUAGGUGAUUUCCAGGUUGAUAUCCUUGUUAUUUAUUUUUAAGUUAAUAAAUAUCGCACCUCCGCAUACCUGUGCAGAACACUGUUCGGAUCGAAAUUAAA